UUGAAGGUAGUAGCAGAUAGAAAUAAAAGAUGAGAUGUUGACACAGCUGACCUCCAAGACCAUUUCCCUCUUUGUCCACGCAGUAGCUGAGAAGAACGAUGAAGGCCAUCCUUCCCCUGUGCUUGCUGGUGGCCACGCUUCACCUUACUGUCCCCAGCCUGACCCAGACUGACCACCACAGCGCCGAGUCCCAAUCAACGGACCUCCAGGAUCAGCAUCCCCACGAGGGAGGUGCUCUUGAGUCCUGCCAACAGAUAGUCCCCAGCAACACAGAUUUCGCCUUCCGGUUUUACAGGCAAGCAACCACCCAAGAACCGGUCAAGAACAUUUUCUUUUCCCCAGUCAGCAUCUCCUCUGCCUUCGCCCUGCUGGCCCUGGGCUCCAGAGCCACCAGUCAGGCUCAGGUGCUGCAAGGGCUGGGCUUUAACCUCACCAACACCCGGGAGGAGGAGAUACACAACGGCUUUCAUCACCUCCUCCUCUUGCUGACCCACCCUGGCAGCCAGGUGCAACUGAGCAUGGGGAACACCCUGUUCAUGGACAAACACCUGAAGCCACUGAAAACAUUCCUGAAGGACAUCAGAAAACUGUACAAAGGAGAAGUUGUUUCUAGUAACUUUCAGAAUUCCACUGAAGCUAAAAAAGAGAUCAAUGAUCACAUAAAGAACAAAACCCAUGGGAAUAUAAACCAAAUACUUAAAGACCUCGAUCAAAACACUCUAAUGGUAAUCAUUAACUACAUUUAUUUCAAAGCUUACUGGGAAAAUCCUUUCAACGUUAAGGGGACUCACAAGGAUUAUUUCCAUGUGAAUGCGAAGACCUCGGUUGAAGUGAAGAUGAUGACUCGAGAUGGAUUUUAUAAAACAUACUCUGACAGGAAGCUGUCUUGUGAGGUGGUGCAGAUUCCUUACAAGGGAGAUGUUGCAGCAUUGUUUAUCCUGCCCAAUGAAGGAAAAAUGAAACAGUUGGAAGAUUCCCUGACAAAAGACACUGUGUCUAAAUGGGAAAAAUCUCUUGAAAGACGGAGGAUAGAAGUUUAUAUUCCAAAACUAUUUAUUUCGGGCACCUAUGACUUAAAGAAGAUGUUCAUGAAUCUGGGUGUAACUGAUGUGUUUUCUGACCGGGCUGAUCUGUCUGGAAUCACAGGAAAGCCUGAUGUGAAGGUUUCAAAUGCUGCUCACAAGGCCCUGCUGAAGAUUCAUGAGAAUGGCACGGAGGCUGCAGCAGUCACUGGCACAGAUUUUCUUCCUCAUUCUGUUCCUCCUGUUGUUAAAUUCAACCGUCCAUUUUUGCUGUUGAUUAUUGAUCAAUAUACUCACAGCAUCUUCUUCAUGGGAAAAAUUGUAAACCCAACUGAAAAGUGA
Molecule: messenger RNA, 1364 nt
Organism: Tyto alba (common barn owl)
Lineage: Eukaryota; Metazoa; Chordata; Aves; Strigiformes; Tytonidae
Product: alpha-1-antitrypsin
Exons: 4
Coding region: 99-1364 (421 amino acids)
Biological process (GO): negative regulation of endopeptidase activity
Molecular function (GO): serine-type endopeptidase inhibitor activity
Source: RefSeq, a predicted model, not a curated record